GAACGUUGAGUAUAUUUCUACAAGGAACUAAACAAGAGGACGGUUGUGUAAGACAUAACUUUGCUGCAAGUAGUGUUACCCACGUGAUCGUCAUGCAUAUCUCUUCGUUAGAAAAGCCUGAUAAAUCCAUAAACGGAAAGCCACAGUCUAAAUACAAGAGAGAGAUUGUCUGGAGAAAUGUAUUCGCCCAUCUGAUGAUUCAUCUUAUGGGACUAUACGGAUUGUAUGUUUUUAUUGUAUCUGCAAAAAUCCUUACUUGUGCAUAUGCUUUUAUGAUGUUAAUUGGCACGGGAAUGGGAGUCACAAUAGGCGCUCACCGUUUCUUCACUCAUCAGUCCUUCAAAGCGAAUUUUCCAUUCCGGUGUGUGAUGGCAGCAAUGUUCACCAUGUCAGGAGAGAACUCCAUCUGCACAUGGGUGCGUGAUCACCGCCAACACCACAAAUACACGGACACAGAUGCCGAUCCCCAUAAUUCUACACGAGGAUUCUUCUUCUCCCACUGCGGCUGGCUUAUGGUGCGCAAACACCCGGAGGUUAUCGAAAAAGGAAAAACUAUCGACAUCUCUGAUCUCAUGGCAGAUCCAGUUGUAAGGUUCCAGGAGAAGCAUUACGUCUUGCUCUACAUUGCACUGAAUACCGCGGCCAUCAUGGUGCCAUAUCUGCUAUGGGGCGAGUCACUCCAAGUGUCCUUUUGGACUACCUACGCAUUGCGGAUUACGUUCGUAUACAACUCUUCAUGGCUGGUGAACAGUCUAGCUCACUUACACGGCAUUAAACCCUACAACAAGAAGAUUAAAGCUGUGGAGAAUCUCCUUGUAUCGCUUCUAACAGGAGGAGAAGGUUGGCACAACUUCCACCAUAUAUUUCCGUCAGAUUAUCGUGCAGCAGAAUAUGGAAAAGCUUACGAUUUAAGCACCAUAUUAUUAGACUCAAUGGAGAAGUUAGGCUUGGUGUAUGAUCUCAGACUGACACCCCAGCACUUGGUGAACAAGUGGGCUAAGAAUUUCGGUGAUGGUAGUCAUCCACUGGGAGGAGAAGAGGAAGUUACACUGGCAACACAAGACACUCCAUUAAGCACCAACAAACAUCUUUAAAUUCUAAAGAUGAAACCAUUAUGUAAAGCGUAAAAAAAUUAAAAUCGAAGUAAGAGAUGGAAAUAGUAAUUGUGUUGCUGUCCGAAGAACAAAUAUAUUUAUUCUGUGACUUUUAAUGAAUGAAUCAUUUGAGAAAUGCAGCAGAUUCACAAAAGUAAAACAGUUCCUGUGAAAGGCGCCCUUCUUCCCUGCAUUUCUCAGGAAAACAGCAAAAAGCAACGUGUGGUAAAGGUUAUAAUUUUUAUUUCUAUUCGGCUAUGUUAUUUACUACAAAACUAUUUUCAAUACUUCUAAGCUAUACUGAAACUUUUCAGUGGAACUAUGAUAUAAUUAGUAAUUAGUAGUUCGUAAUCAAAAGAUGUGGAUUCCAAAUUUCUUGAAAUUUUAUGAUGAUAAUAUUAGAAUAAAUUAAAAUAUAAUCUGCUUAUAAGA
Messenger RNA from Cryptotermes secundus, 1526 nucleotides. RefSeq names its product stearoyl-CoA desaturase 5. Gene Ontology annotation, cellular component: endoplasmic reticulum membrane. Gene Ontology annotation, molecular function: stearoyl-CoA 9-desaturase activity; iron ion binding. Lineage: Eukaryota; Metazoa; Arthropoda; Insecta; Blattodea; Kalotermitidae. The transcript is spliced from 5 exons. Gene Ontology annotation, biological process: unsaturated fatty acid biosynthetic process. The record is from RefSeq and is a predicted model, not a curated record. The coding region runs from base 93 to 1094 and encodes 333 amino acids.